Molecule: messenger RNA, 3356 nt
Organism: Petromyzon marinus (sea lamprey)
Lineage: Eukaryota; Metazoa; Chordata; Hyperoartia; Petromyzontiformes; Petromyzontidae
Source: RefSeq, a predicted model, not a curated record
CCACCUCGUUCGGCCGGGUGGAGGAGGUGGAGCAGGAGGAGGUGGAGUAGGAGGAGGUGAUGGAGGAGGAUGAUGAUGAGGUGGUGGUGGAGGCGUCUCUGCACCGCCUGGAAGGGUCGAGCGGCUCUCUCCCGGGGGGGUUGGUGAUCCGCAAGAAGAGCGCUGCUACAGAGCCCCACGUCUUCAAGGUACCGGCACCGCGAUGCAGCCUCUUGGGCCUCGACCGGCUCGCCGCUCUGAAGCGUCAGCAGCGCGAGGAGGAGGAGGAGGAGGAGAGGGAGGAGGAGGAGGAGGAGCGGAGUGGGAGACUCAUCAUGGAAGCACGCGGGGAGGGGAGAGGGGAACAUGGCGGUGGUGGUGACGGCGCCGGUGGUGGCGGUGGUGGCGGUGGUGGUGGCGGUGCCGCUCGUCGAGCAGAGAGGACGUACCGCGGUGUGCGUGUGGAGACGCCGUCUCACACCGGCGGCGUCAGCUCCGAGUUCCGCGAGAGGCGUCGCCAGCGGGACCGGCGGCGCCAGCACGGGGUGAAGGCGGCCACGGCCACCUCGUCCACCUCGUCCACCUCGUCCACCUCGUCCACCUCGUCAGCGGCAGCGGCGUCGACCUCGUCAAGUCGAGCAGGGUCAUCUGGCGAGCGUUACCGAGAUCGUGGUGAGCGUGGUGGUGAGCGUGGUGGUGAGCGUGGGAGUGAGCGUGGUGGUGAGCGUGGUGGUGAGCGUGGGAGUGAGCGUGGUGGUGAGCGGGGUGGUGAGCGUGGGAGUGAGCGUGGGAGUGAGCGUGGGAAGUGGUCGGAACGCAGCCGUCGCUCGGAGACUCGGGAGGAACCACUCACCCCUCGGCAGAGACCGAAAGGCUCCCUGACACCGUCCGGAGCUGGCUGGGACGAGGAGGAGGAUGGUGGUGGUGGUGGUGGUGGUGGCGGUGGUGGUGGUGGUGGUGGCGGUGGUGGCGGUGGUGGUGGUGGUGGUGGUGGCCGUCUCCGCCGCUCCCAGUGGGACUCACCCUCACCAGCUCCAUCGCAGCACCUCCGCUCCUCACCCUCCUCACCCUCCUCACCCUCCUCACCACGGCAUGGCGACAGGAGUUGCAGGUCGCGGGCCGUUGCAGAUGAGAGUCCCCUGGGCACGCCGUCCUACAAAUACAAUGCCUGGGCCUCCAACAGGCUGCACCUGGGGGCCACACCUCGCUUGCGGAGCGCCACACACGAUGGUGGGCGGGUGUCUCAGCGUGGCGAGGGCGGUGUGGGUGGCAUCGUGUUCGACAACGAAGCGGACCGGGCACAGUGGGAGGAGGAUCAGAAGCAAGCGGACCGGGAGUGGUACACGCUGGACGAGGGCUAUGACGAUUCCCGCAACCCGCUGGCAGGAGCCUCAAGCGCUUAUGUCCAGCGGCGUGAGCAGCACGCCCAGACCCAGCGGCAGAAACGCGUGUCGGCACAGCGGCGGCAGAUCAACGAGGUGACGGGGAGGGUGGGCUACGCGAUCCGCUUUGAGGACGUGACGUCGGAGCGCACCGUCAUCAAGUACAUGACGGACGGCAUCUUGCUGCGCGAGAGUCUCCGUGAGGCCGACCUGGACCGCUACAGCGCCGUCAUCAUGGACGAGGCCCACGAGCGCUCGCUCAACACGGACGUGCUCUUCGGCCUACUGCGGGAGGUUGUGGCUCGCCGCGUCGACCUCAAGCUGAUCGUCACCUCGGCCACGAUGGAUGCGGGAAAGUUUGCGGCGUUCUUCGGCAAUGUGCCCGUGUUCCACAUCCCCGGUCGAACCUUCCCCGUUGACAUCUUCUUCAGCAAGGCCGUGGUGGAGGACUACGUGGAGGGUGCGGUGAAGCAGGCGCUACAGAUCCAUCUCUCUCCGUCUCCGGGUGACAUACUCAUCUUCAUGCCGGGACAGGAAGACAUUGAGGUGACGUGCGACCAGAUUGUGGAGCGCCUGGCGGAGCUGGAGAAUGGCCCCCCACUCGCUGUGCUCCCCAUUUACUCUCAGCUGCCCUCGGACCUGCAGGCCAAGAUCUUCCAGAAGGCUCCAGGCGGGGUGCGCAAGUGCAUCGUGGCCACAAACAUUGCGGAGACGUCGCUCACCGUGGACGGCAUCAUGUACGUGGUGGACGCUGCCUACUGCAAGCUCAAGGUCUUCAACCCGCGUGUGGGCAUGGACACGCUGCAGAUAUACCCCAUCAGCCAGGCCAACGCCAACCAACGUGCCGGGCGAGCGGGCCGCACCGGGCCCGGACAGUGCUUCCGCCUGUACACCCAGAGCUCGUACAAGAACGAGAUGCUCACCACGACAGUGCCCGAGAUCCAGCGCACGAACCUGGCCAACGUGGUGCUGCUCCUCAAGUCGCUCAACGUGCAGGAGCUGCUGCAGUUCCACUUCAUGGACCCCCCGCCGGAGGACAACAUGCUGAACUCCAUGUACCAGCUGUGGAUACUCGGGGCACUAGAUAACACAGGUGCACUGACCCCCACGGGCCGCAUGAUGGUGGAGUUCCCGCUGGACCCGGCCCUCUCCAAGGUGCUCAUCGUGGCCUGCGACACCUCCUGCAGCGCCGAGGUGCUGUCCAUUGUGUCCAUGCUCUCCGUGCCGUCCAUCUUCUACCGUCCCAAGGGCCGCGAGGAGGAGAGUGACCAGGCGCGUGAGAAGUUUGCGGUGCCGGAGAGCGACCACCUCACCUACCUCAACGUCUUCCUGCAGUGGAAGCGAGCCGCCUACACCACCAGCUGGUGCAACGAGCACUUUGUGCACGCCAAGGCCAUGCGCAAGGUGCGUGAGGUGCGUGCACAGCUCAAGGACAUCAUGGUGCAGCAGCGCAUGGGCCUGGCCUCGUGCGGCUCCGACUGGGACGUGGUGCGCAAGUGUAUCUGUUCGGCCUACUUCCACCAGGCUGCCAAGCUUAAGGGCAUUGGUGAGUACGUGAACAUCCGCACAGGAAUGCCGUGCCACCUUCACCCGACCUCGGCCCUCUUCGGCAUGGGAUUCACUCCGGACUACAUUGUGUACCACGAGCUCAUCAUGACCACCAAAGAGUACAUGCAGUGUGUGACGGCGGUGGAGGGAGAGUGGCUGGCGGAGUUGGGGCCUAUGUUCUACAGCGUCAAGCACGCGGGCAAAUCACGUCAGGAGAACCGCAAGCGUGCCAAGCAGGAGCUCACCGCCAUGGAGGCGGAGAUGGUCGAGGCGCAGGAGGAGCUGAAGGUCCGUCAGCAGGAGACGGGGCGCCGUGCCGUCCCGGCCUCCCCCAGGGCUCUCAUCUGCACGCCGGGCCGGCGGCAGCCGGGGACGCCGGCCGGGGGCUCGACGCCGAGGCGCACGCCGGCACGCUUCGGGCUGUGAGCGGAGGGGGGGGGAGGGGGG